ACUGCAUGUGUUUGUUUAUUGAGUAUUGUGUUUAGGUUUUUACUGACGUUGUUGUGGCCUGGUUAAUACCCUUUAAAGUUUUCGUUUUCGUGGCCCUAACUCUUGCUUAUGAUUUACGCACUUUUAUGGAUUAUUAUUAGUUUAAAAAAUGCAAAUCACCUUUGUGAUUAGGAAUUUUAUUAUUGGAAAGGUUUUUACUUGCUCUCUAGAGGUUUGUUUCACAUUGAAUUCUGAUCUAUUUUAGUCAGUGCUUAUUUAUCAUGGGUAAAGAAAAGGCUCGUAUCAACAUCGUGUUCAUUGGACACGUCGAUUCUGGGAAGUCAACCACCGCUGGGCACUUGAUUUACAAGCUAGGUGGAAUAACUGACAAGGAAUUGUUACGGAAGCUCAACAAACGUUCAUUCAGGUAUGCUUGGGUGUUGGACAAGCUCAAGGCAGAGCGUGAGCACGGUAAGACAAUUGACAUCACGUUGUCAAAGUUUGAGACUGCUCGCUAUAACUUCACUGUCAUUGAUACCCCGGGGCAUCGUGACUAUAUCAAGAACAUCAUCACUGGAACCUCCAUGGCUGACUGUGCGGUUCUCGUCAUUGACUCGGCCCUUGAGAAUUGUACAUAUGGAAUUUCCUUGGGACAGACUCAUGAAAACAUUUUGCUUGCAUAUGUACUUGGCAUCAAGCAAAUGAUUUGCUGCUGCAACAAGAUGGAUGCUACUAAACCGAAAUACUCGGAACCCACGUUUCGUUCAAUUGUCCAAAGAAUGUCCAUCUACUUUGCGAAAAUUGGAUACAGACCUCAUGAAAUCUCGUACGUCCCAAUUUCUGCUUUGGGAGGCGAGAACAUGUUUCGUAGAUCACGUAAACUGAGCUGGUAUGAGGGUCCAACUCUAUGUGAUGCCCUUGACAAAAUCAUUGAGCCAAGAAGACCAUCUGAGUUGCCUCUCCGCCUUCCACUUAGCAAUGUCUUCAACAUUGAUAAGAUUGGAACCGUGGCAGUGGGCCGUGUUGAAACAGGUUUGAUCAAACCAGGGAUGAUGGUCACUUUUGGCCCAAGUGGUUUGACAACUGAAGUCAAAUCUGUUGAGAUGCACAAGAAAAAUAUGUCUUCGGCAGUUGCAGGAGACUAUGUUGGUUUCCACCUUGAGUAUGCGGACGUAAAGGCUCUUAAACGUGGGUACGUUGCUUCAAACUCUGUGGAUGACCCUGCAAGUGGUGCUGUUAGUUUUAUAUCUCAUCUCGUUGUCACGAACCAUCCGGGGGGUGAACUUAGAAAUGGGUAUACACCAUUGCUUCAUUGUCAUACUUCUCACGUUGCUGUCAAGUUUGAGAAGAUCUUGUCAAAGAUUGACCCCAAGUCUUUUGAGGAGCUGGAGAAGGAACCUGAUUUCUUGAAAAAUGGUGAUGCUGGAAUUGUGAAGAUGGUUCCAAUCAAGCCGAUUGUGGUUGAAGCUUUCGCUAAGUAUCCUCCAUUGGGUCGGUUUGUUGUGAGUGACAGGCAGCAAAUUAUUGGUGUGGGUGUGAUCAUGUCAGUGGAUAAUGGAGGAGGAUCCGCAUGCAGAUCCAGCUGAAUGAUUGGUGGUUUGUUUUAUGAAUAACUUAAGUAGUAGUGGUUCCGUGUUUGUUGUUAGUUUGGCCUACAAAUGCGUCCCAUUUAGAACUCAAGCAGCAUAUUUCGAUGUCUAUGUAUGCAUAUUUGUUCCCGUAUCAUAAAAUCUUGUACAUGCCCUCCAACUGAAAGAAAAAGAAAGUACUAUGUAUAAGACUGAAACUUUCACAUGU
Messenger RNA from Erigeron canadensis, 1776 nucleotides. Its product is annotated as elongation factor 1-alpha-like. Gene Ontology annotation, biological process: translational elongation; translation. Lineage: Eukaryota; Viridiplantae; Streptophyta; Magnoliopsida; Asterales; Asteraceae. The transcript is spliced from 2 exons. Gene Ontology annotation, molecular function: translation elongation factor activity; GTP binding; GTPase activity. The record is from RefSeq and is a predicted model, not a curated record. Bases 261 to 1565 code for a protein of 434 amino acids.